GAGGGCAAGACGAGACUCGACUUUUAGGGCGGAUCUUUGCUGUGGAUUUCAUUUCUGCUCUCAUUGACUCUGUGACUGAGUUUCAGGUAACACACCUGCAGUCGGCCGUGAUCCUUUCAUUUUCUCUUCCAGCACAAACUGACUGCGGCUCACAGGAAUGGCUUCUAUAAAUGGAGUAUUUGGGAUUUGUCUCCUGCUUUUUGGUGGAGUACAUGUGAGUUUGGCAAUGACUGUUACCAUCCCACAGAAAGAAUAUAAGGUUGCCAGAGGAGAUGAUGCAACUUUGCCGUGUACAUUUACACUCCCAGCGACUGGCGUUUCUGCUCCUAUAGUGUCAUGGACAGCAGUUUCAGUCACGCAGGAUGUUCCUGAUAGCACCAUCGUCACAUAUUUCGGCGCUGAUAAAAUUACAAUCAGCAAGAAAUAUAAAGGCCGGGCGAGUUUGGAAAUCAUCAUCCCAAAAGGAAUCGCCAACCUUAAGCUCAGCGGCGUCACCAGCCUCGACACGCGGAGUUAUGAGUGCAAAGUUCAGGAUCAGAAUGACGAAGAGGGCGCCCAGUCGGCCAAGACCAAACUUGUAGUCUUGGUGGCUCCAUCAACGCCUAUCUGUAAAGUUGCUGGAGCAGCGGAGUACGGUCAGAACAUUAACCUCACGUGUUUCUCUGAAGAGGGGACGCCAACACCCACCUACAAGUGGCAAAACUUUGAUGUCAAUAACGUCCCUCGACAAAACCCACCCAAGACCACUGACCAAAAUGGAAUCUUGUCACUCUACAAUAUUUCCAAAGACACGUCUGGUUACUUCCUCUGCACGUCCACCAAUGAAAUCAGAUCGGCAAAGUGUAACAUCACCCUGUCCGUCAUGCCGCCAUCCAUGAACAUGGCGUCCACGUUUGGAAUAAUCGGGGCGAUUGCUGCAGCGGUUCUAAUCUUGGGAAUCAUUAUCUUCUGCUGUUGCUGUCGGAAAAAAAACAAGCCUGAGGAAUACGAAAUGGGAAAUCCUGAAGUAGAGGAGUACAGAGACAAGGAUCCUACAGUUGUAUCAGAGAGCCACGCUGAACGUGUAAAGUCCGAGGAAGAAUAUCGUGUCCAAAAUGCGGACAGACGCGAUCCACGAGACGACCGCAGUGAGAGGAGCUACGAUCGGAGCGAGAGGGACCGCUACGAAAAAGAUGACCGCUAUGACGACCGGCGAGAUCGCAGAGACCGCUACGAUGACCGCAGAGAUGACGACCGCAGGGACCGCUACGAUGACCGCAGAGAUGACAGCCGAGACCGCUACGACGACCGCAGGGACCGCUACGAUGACCGCCGAGAUCGCUAUGAUAGCGAUCAGAACUCCGACCGAUACGAUAGUCGUGACAGACCUCCGAUCAUCCCACCAAACAAACCCAGGGACCCAAAGAUCUGAUAUCAGCUUGGAUUUAAAAACAGACAGCAAAGUUUUCAAUCAUUUGCUUCCACACAAGAGUUUGUGUCUGUUUUCAAAUGUGAAAUUCAAAAGGUUAAAUGUUUUUGUAUAUUGUACUGUAUGUAAAAACGGGAUUGGUGUAUAGCCUACUUAAAUUCUUAUAUUGAUGCAAUGUUGUUUGUGUUGGACAGACGAUGAUCUCAGGUAGUAUUGCUUAUCAACUAUUAACUGUUUAAAUCUAGAGACUUUGUCUUGCAUCUUUAGUCCUGUAGAUUAGAUUUAGAGUUAAUGUCUCCUAACCUUUAAAUGAUAGUUUGGAGGAAUAGUGUCUACAAGAUUUAAGUUUAUGUCUACUUUCUGAGUUUUGUGUUCCAGAGGAUAUCAGAUUAUCACUUCGUAUCAGAUGAGCAUUCUGUUUAAAAUGACAGAAAACACUUUCAGUUUCCGGCCAGCGUCUGGAUUCACUGCAGCUCAUGUACUGUGAUUCACUGUGUGUGUGUGUGUGUGUGUGUGUGUGUGUGUGUGUGUGUGGUGUGUGUGAAAUAUAAACUUGUUUUUUUAAUGAUUCAUGUUUUUUUAAAAUCCUAAAUAGAUUUGUGGUUUUAGCUUGUUUGUAAUAUGUUGUGUUUUCUAAACAUUAUGGCUGUCAAUAAAUCCAUAUUUCAGAAUUACAGAUGGGAAGACCCCA
This is a messenger RNA of Paramisgurnus dabryanus, 2099 nucleotides long. RefSeq names its product glycoprotein A33 (transmembrane), paralog a (gene gpa33a). Gene Ontology annotation, cellular component: plasma membrane. NCBI's taxonomy places the organism in Eukaryota, Metazoa, Chordata, Actinopteri, Cypriniformes, Cobitidae. The record is from RefSeq and is a predicted model, not a curated record.